AUGGCGGAAGAGAUUGAUGACGAAACCAACGACAACAAGAAAUGGCAGGGCAAAGUCACGGCGAGAGUAACCAAAGCCACCGCCGACCAGAUAUGGCGGCUCUUCGCCGACUUCUUCCACAUCCACAAGUGGUUCCCCAACGUCCCUUCCAGCCGCGGCGUCCACGGCGCCAACGGCCACCCCGGCUGCGUCCGCUACUGCUCCGGCUUCUCCAUCCCCGCCGCCGGCGAGGCGGCGGUGAGCUGGUCAAAGGAGAGAUUGACCGCCGUCGAUCACGCCCGGCGGUUUCUAAGCUACGAGAUCGUCGAUUGCAACAUUGGGUUUGAAGGGUACGAAUCGACGGUCGAGAUCGUUCCUGAUGGGAAAGGGUGCGCGAUCGAGUGGGGGUUCACCGUAGAUCCUGUGGAGAGCUGGACACUGGAUUGUUUGGUGCGGAAGUAUGAGUCGGCCCUGGAGGCCGCGGCCCGGAGAAUGGAGGAAGAGAUUGGAUCGGGUUGA
This is a messenger RNA of Linum tenue, 498 nucleotides long. NCBI's taxonomy places the organism in Eukaryota, Viridiplantae, Streptophyta, Magnoliopsida, Malpighiales, Linaceae. The record is from the annotation of a GenBank genome assembly.